Molecule: messenger RNA, 1256 nt
Organism: Dimorphilus gyrociliatus
Lineage: Eukaryota; Metazoa; Annelida; Polychaeta; Dinophilidae
Source: the annotation of a GenBank genome assembly
AUUUCAUUAAAUUAUUAUAUAUAUAGUUUUAAAUUGACUAAAAGGGCGAAAUUAGAGAGAUAAAGAAGAAAAUUUUAAAAAGUCUCUUAACUAGAAAAAUCAUAUAUUAAAUGAAUUGUGAGAUAAGACGAUUAUUUUACGUCAGAUAGAAUAAAAAUAGUAGAUAAAAUUGUUAGGAAAAGAGACUUUUCUAGCGGAGAUAGCUUAAAAGUUUGAUAAAAGAAUAUGACGGAAGGAGAUAGAGAUAUUAUCAUGAAGAAAGAAAUAGCAGAAGGUAGUGAUGAAUAUGUGAAAUUUUGUGGAAGUUUGAAUGAGGCGAAAAGUUCCCAUGAAGAGGAGAAAAGGAAUGAACAAAAUGUUUUAAUUGUUCAAAAUUCAUCUGUAACUUUUAAUAAUCAAGAACUUAAUCGAAAUAUACAACAAAAUCUAGAAAAGGAGAAGAGUUUAAGUGAAUUUGUAAGUUGGUUAUUAUUUUAUAUUAAAUUUAUGCUCGUUAGUUAAGUUUCCAUAAUUCAAUUUAGAAUUGGUUUAAGGAUGAACAUUAUCGGAUUCUACAAAUGAACUCUGGACAAACAAAUGACUUGGGUAAAACAUUUAUGUACGAUAUGCCAGUACCCGCCAUAAAUGGUGCAAUUGAAAAUGGUAUCCAUCACGGAGCCUAUCAUAGAACUGACAUAGAGUAUCCUGUCGCCUAUCCUAUAGAAGUAUUUAAUACGGAUAGGAUGAAUAAUUAUUUUCCUGAUGUAAAUCCAACAAAUGUUUGGAGUAAUUCAUAUUUCUCGGAGGAGAUGUAUCGUACAAGUAAAAUAAAACAAGUUACGGUAGAGGAUCCCAUGGCUCCCCUAUCUCCGAUUGUUCGACAACGAGGACGUCCCCGAGGAUCUUCCGGUUCAUUGUUGGACGAGGAGGGAAAAGCUAUUUGCUUAUCGGGAGAUAAGAACGAACAACGACGUCAGAGGAAUAGGUUGGCGGCCAUUCAAAGUAGGACACGUCGAAAACUAUAUAUUCAAAAAUUGGAAGAGAGACAACACGAACAGUCCUUUAUCAUAAGCAGGCUGCAGAACGAAAUACAAUACUUGAGACUUAUGGCUGGUAUUCCAUUAGAUAUUCCAAUUCAAAACAUAAUGGACUUUACCAAUCUUAUUCAACCUACAAACACACCGUCGAAUUCCCCUGUUCUUGACGAAAAGGAGCAUACAAGCUCAACGGAAAUCACGCAAACUGCUGAAAAACUAGAAAAUCCUAUUGCUAAUUAA